CGGAAAAAAAAUGACAGGCAUUCCGUCCCAUAUGUUGGGACUUACAAGAUCCGUUUCAGCUCCCGAUUUUAGUCAAUGGUAUCAUUAUAAGACCCAUGGGCAUGAAGAGGAGCUGGAAAGGUCAUCCUCGCAAUCCCAUGGGGGUUCGCAAAUUCAGAAAGAGAUUUCAUUUGAUUCGCCAAGAUCAUCGAUUGCUUUAAGUUACCAGCCCCGGCAGCAGGCUACAGCCGAGACGCAAACCCCUCGAUUGCCGACUGGAUUCAAGUCUCCCUCGUUUCUGGAAUUUCUAUGCUAUGUCUAUCUUAUAACUGGAAUUCAAGUGCUCCUGGCAGUGCUCCAAUGGCUAGCCACCACAUAUGAAUGGCAGCCAAAAUUCAAUUCAGCCGAACGAAUCCUCUUUGCGGUGAUUCUCCUCUUGACAUGGAGCAACCUCUCACUGGGAUUUCUUGGCUUUCGUCGACUACAAUUGAAAUUCCCGUUGAAUUGGAUCGUUUUCGUUUGCAUAUUUGAGAGUCUCACUCUGCUGAUCAUGCUUCUGUCCGUAAGGGAAUUGGAUCUAACGUGGCCCUUUAUGAUUGUUGGCGUACUCGUUUUUGUCAUCUACACAGUUUUGGGUCUAUGGGUUCCCUCCCUAUUGUCAGCGGAUCUAUGGAUUUUAAUAUUUGCUAGCAUAUCGGUGCUAGGAGUGGCCAUUAUUGCCAUGUCUAUUGGUCUGGCCGUGAGAUUCUAUAUUCCGCUCUCCGUCUGCAUGAUCAUCUUUGGUCCCUGGGCAAUGUAUAACUCCCAGAAUGUGAAUCGUGUCAAGCGAAUGGGCUACUGCAAUCGGAGCUAUCUGGUCGCGGCUGUCAAGAUGUAUAUCAACUUUGCCUGCACUGUUGGGGCCACGGUCUUGGUUUAUCGUGUUGCCGUCGAAUCCGUUGAGGAUGAGGCCUGCAAGAAUACAGUGAUCUGCUCGAAGCGUUCCUUUCAUCCAUUUAAUAUAUGAUUUUCAUCUAUUUUUAUUAUUCAAAAAUAAGAA
Drosophila willistoni is the source of this 1018-nucleotide messenger RNA. RefSeq lists its product as uncharacterized. Bases 11 to 985 code for a protein of 324 amino acids. The transcript has a single exon. Lineage: Eukaryota; Metazoa; Arthropoda; Insecta; Diptera; Drosophilidae. The record is from RefSeq and is a predicted model, not a curated record.